AUUUUUGUUAUUCUAUCCAUAUUUUUGCUACAACCUAGCUAAUAUAAGAAUAUAUAAAAUACAGAGCAGAUAAUUAGAUCUAAUUUUAUAUAUAUAUUUUUAAGAUAAAAUAGAAACUUUUUAAAAUGGUUGAAAUUAUAAUCAGCAGUACAGGCGUUAGAAAUAAGCAUUUUAGCAAUUUUGAAGAUAGUGAACUCUCUAUCACUUCAGCUCUUGAAAGUUCUGGUGCAUACAAAAAUAAUAUUUACUAUCAUAAAAACAGGAAUGUCGAUAUUGAUAAAAAUGGAAACAAUGAAAUGAAAGGUAAUACAAUGAUAGAUAAUCAUAGUUCUGCUGACAGAACUCCGAAAGGUGAUAUUAAUAAAGAUUGUAAAGAAACUAAAAAAUAUUUUGAUCGUACAAUUAAGAACCAUGAAUCAUAUCUUUUUCCAGAUUCUCCAGAUUAUUUGAAUGAAGAUCACAAAUUACAAGAAGCAAAUAAUCAUGGGCCCGGUUAUACCAAUACUCCAGACAAUUUUAUUAAUAAAACUCCAAAUUUAAAUGAAAAUUUCUACCAUUUCAAUAAUAGUAACGAUUAUAGUGGCCUAAAUAGAUUUGAUAGUUAUAAUAAUUCAUAUUAUGAUUAUGGUGAACAAUGUUUUAGUAAUGAUAAAUUCUUCAAUGUGAACUUCUCCAAUAUAAUCAAUCCAUUUGAUAUGACAUUGAAUCAACUUUUCGCCUUUGCUAACAAUAGCGAUGAGUGUGAUCAAAAACCAACUAAAGAGGAUCUAAAAUGUUUUGCACAAAAUCUUUACGAAGCCGAGAUGAAUCUUUCGGGCUCUGGAUAUGAUGAUGAUGAAGACCCAGAAGAAUAUGAAUAUGAUUUUGAAUAUGAGAAGAAAAAAGAAAAGGUUCAAUCAUCAACAAUCAACAGGAAAAGACAGAAUGAAGACGAGGAAGUCGUUUCAAUAAAAGCCAAAAAAUCUAGAAAGAUCUAAUAGUAAUAGACACCAACUGCAUUAUGCUUCUUAUAUUGCACUGGGAAGAUGUCUGUAUCCUGUCCCCAUUAAUUAUCUCUUUAUAGGUUUAUCUCACUGUAUAAGUUUCAUAAACGUUUACUGAAGUAUUC
Messenger RNA from Ascoidea rubescens DSM 1968, 1108 nucleotides. RefSeq lists its product as uncharacterized. The record is from RefSeq and is a predicted model, not a curated record. The transcript has a single exon. The coding region runs from base 126 to 977 and encodes 283 amino acids. NCBI's taxonomy places the organism in Eukaryota, Fungi, Ascomycota, Saccharomycetes, Ascoideales, Ascoideaceae.